This is a messenger RNA of Aspergillus caelatus, 1067 nucleotides long. RefSeq names its product aromatic alcohol reductase. The record is from RefSeq and is a predicted model, not a curated record. Lineage: Eukaryota; Fungi; Ascomycota; Eurotiomycetes; Eurotiales; Aspergillaceae. Gene Ontology annotation, molecular function: oxidoreductase activity. The coding region runs from base 168 to 1067 and encodes 299 amino acids. The transcript is spliced from 3 exons.
UACCUCACUAGACUGUCCAUCCUCGUACAUAUAAAGAUGCUGUCCUUGUCACGUCGCCAGCUGUUCUCAAUACACAAAACAGAGACAUCGCCACAAACUGUCCGUGAUACUAUUCAAUCUUCAAUUGCUCGCUUGCUCUAAGCUCAAUUCUUCCCUCAUAUCCUACAAUGGCCGGAUACAAGAACAUCGUUCUCAUUGGUGCCAGCGGUGAUAUUGGCAAGAUCAUCCUUGAUGGCCUUGUUGCAUCUUUUAGCUUUAACAUUACCAUCUUGUCUCGCAAAGAGAGUAAGGCUAGCUUCCCUGCCGGUAUCACUGUCCGCAAGAGCGAUUUCUCAGAUGCCGACCUUGAGGCUGCCUUCAAUGGGCAAGACGCCAUCAUCUCGGCUGUCGGUGCCGCAGCAUUUGGUGAGCAGAAGAAGAUUGUCGAUGCUGCAGUUCGGUCUGGUGUUCAACGAUUCAUUCCCUCGGAGUUUUCCUCCAACAGCCAGAACGAGGCUGUCCUGAAAUUGGCUCCCUUCUUUGGCCAGAAGAAGGAGCUCAUCGAGUACUUGAAGACUAAGCAAUCCGAUGGCCUAUCGUGGACUGCCAUCGCCACUUCAGGAUUGCUCGAUUGGAGCCUUGGAAAUGGCUUCCUUGAAUUUGACGUCGCAACGCGUACUGCAACCAUCUGGGAUGGCGGUAACCAGAGCUUCACCCUUACCAAUGAGAAGCAGCUUGGCCAAGCAGUCGUUUCAGUGCUACAGCACCCCCAAGAGACCAGUAACAGGUACCUCUACAUCGCGUCUGUUGAAACCACCCAGAACGAGAUCCUGGCUGCAUUGGAAGAAGCAACAGGGGCUCAUUGGUCCGUGAAAGCAACCACCACCGAGGAGCAGGUAGGUAAAGGAUUCAUGAAACUCGGUGCUGGCGACUUCAGUGGUGCAUUCCACCUGGUCCGCGCCACCUGUUAUGGUAGUACCCCAGGCCUGCAGGCCAAUUAUGCCAAGGACCUGACCUUGGCCAACGAUGUGCUGGGGUUGAAGUUGGAAUCGGUUCGGGAAACUGUCCAGCGUAUCGUUGCACGGUAA